ACACUCAAGCUACAGCAUACCGAACUGAAGCGCACAAGUCGCCCAAGCUUACGCAUGGUUGUCCUCUGUAAGCUAACUCAUCUUCAUACAUUCUUCUGUACUGCGACCUGACAAAUAACCGUCUUCUACCACCCAACCUCCACCACCACCAUGUCACCCACCCUAGAGUUCAACUACGACAUCUCCUGCCCCUUCGCCUACAUAGCCUCCACACGCGUCCAAUCCCUCGCCCAACGCACUUCCUCAACCCUGACCUACAAACCCGUCCUCCUAGGCGCCAUCUACCGCGCAACAUCCGCGCCCCAAGGCGCCGGCGGCUCUGCCUCCGAUGUCUUCAACUCCGCCAAAAAGGCCGUCACAGCACAGGGCAUGCAACGCACACUACGCAGAUACAACAUCCGGUACAACCCACCGCCCCAGCAUCCGCGGAAGACUGUCAAUGCGCUCCGUCUAUUGUACUGUGUGAAGGACCAGGAAAGGAGGAGGCUGCUUACGGAUAGGCUGUUUCAAGCUUACUGGGUAGACGGCCAAGAUGUAAAUUCUAACACGACGCUUUUGCAGAUUGCGAGAGAGUGUGGGGUGGAAGGGUUUGGAGAGGAGUGUUUUGCUGACGUGGAGGCGAGGAGAGAGUUAGAGAAGAGUACGGAAGACGCGAUCCAGAGAGGUGCUUUUGGUGUUCCCGGCUUCUGGAUCCCGGAUGCGGUGUGGACGGGGGUUGAUGGCGAGGAGAAGAAAGGGAGGUUCUUUUGGGGACAGGAUCGUAUGCAUUUUGUUGAGGCGACGUUGAAUGCUCUUUCAUCCUCUGCUUCGGCUGGUAAAGGGUGGAGUAGUGUCGCGGCACUCAAGAGUCUGAUGCCACGCUGUAUCCCUAGGAAUACUCCUCACGGUCAGGUCAAGCUGGAGUUUUGGUUCGAUUUCAGCAGUCCUUGGGCGUUUCUCGGGUACACGCAACUGGAAAGACUAAAGAGUACUUUUGGAUCAGGGCUGGAGGUUGUCAUGAAGCCGUUUUUGCUGGGCAUAUUGUUCAGAGAGAUUGGUGCACCGAACCUACCAGGUUCGGCGAUUAGUCCUGCGAAGGCGAUGUGGUCGAGACAAGAUCACGCGGAUUGGACGGAGUAUUGGAAUGCUAUUAGUACACAGGAUGGUGGUCGACAGGUCAAGUUCCAUUGGGCGGAUACGUUUCCCAUUCGGACACCGACUGUCUUGAGGGUUGCUAUCGUGGAGCCGGGCACUACGAAGUUGCUGUUCGAAGCAUGCUGGUCCCACAACCGAAACGUCUCCGACGAUUCUGUCCUCCGCACUGUUCUUGACGAGGGCGGUUUCAAUGGUGCUGACCUCAUCGCGCGCGCGAACGAAGCCGCGGUCAAAGCCAAACUACGGGCUUUGACUGCAGAGGCAAAGGACUUGGGCCUUUGUGGUGUGCCUACAUAUCGUGUGCUGAGACAGACGAACGGUGGAGAGUGGACAGCAGUUGGCGGGUUGGUGUGGGGACAGGACGAGAUCAAUGUUGUGGAGGACCUGAUCGCUGGGUGGAAUCCAGAGAGUUCGAGUGGGGUUGCUGAGGUAGCGAAGGGAGAGAAGGGUGCGAGUGCGAAGUUGUAAACACGGCAUAGUGGUUAUUCUAGAAAAGAGAAAAUGUCGAAGUCUCAAUGGCUUACUUCGCUAAUUCAUGGCUCACGAGACAUUAGUGCAUAGUGAGAUUUACUUGGUAGUGGGUGACGAUCAAAUUAUCGUAGUGUUGUACCAUGGCACAUACACAUGUCGUUUAAU
Molecule: messenger RNA, 1770 nt
Organism: Alternaria rosae
Lineage: Eukaryota; Fungi; Ascomycota; Dothideomycetes; Pleosporales; Pleosporaceae
Product: thioredoxin-like protein
Exons: 2
Coding region: 151-1602 (483 amino acids)
Biological process (GO): glutathione metabolic process
Cellular component (GO): peroxisome; mitochondrion
Molecular function (GO): glutathione transferase activity; glutathione peroxidase activity
Source: RefSeq, a predicted model, not a curated record